CUCUCUCUCUCUCUCUCUCUCUCUCGUGUCGGGUGUCGCCCCCGCCACCCCCCCUUCUAAGUUCUACCUUUCUCGCUGAGCUCUCCCUCCCCUGAGCUUCUUCCUCCCUCUUCCGAAGACACCAUGCCGAGAAAAACCCCGCUUCCUCGCCCUCCUCCCGACUCCUCCACCAUGUCCCCUGCUUCCCCCGCCCUCCCCUCCUCAGACUCCCGCCUCAAAUGGCGGAAGCGGAAGCGCGAGGCCAACGCUAAGCGCUCCAAGCCCCAGGGCGACUCCGACGACGACGCUGCAGCCGCCGCCGACCCCGUCCUCGACCUCCGCGAGUCCGAAGUCCUCUCCGACUGCGGACACCAGAUUUCCGACUUCCCCCCCGCCGUGCGCCGCGCCGUGAACCGCCCUCACCCCUCCGUCCUCGCCAUCGUCGCCGCCGAGCGCUCCUCCUCCUCCUUCUUCUCCUCGUCCCCUUCCUCUUCCGCCCGAUCUUUGGUUCCGUCCCUUGAGAACAUCUCCCAUGGCCAGCUCCAAGCCCUCUCCGCUAUGCUCCCCGACCACCCUUCCCUUCUCCAACCCCCCGAUGUUGACAAGCCCUCUUCCUACGUGUGCACUCCGCCGCCCCUCAUGGAAGGGAAGGGCGUCCCCAAGCGCUUCCCCACUGGCCAAGUCCUCCUCGUUCCCAUGCACUCCGAUUGGUUCUCCCCGACAACUGUCUACCGGCUGGAGCGGCAGGUGGUGCCGCACUUCUUCUCAGGGAAGUCCAGUGGCCACACCCCGGAGAAGUACAUCAUGCUCCGUAACAAGAUCAUACUGAAGUACCUGGACAAUCCUAGCAGGAGGCUAGGGUUUGCAGAUUGCCAGGGGCUGGUGUCGAGCAACAGCGAGCUCUAUGACCUCAGCCGCAUUGUACGGUUCCUUGACAAUUGGGGGAUCAUUAAUUAUCUUACGACUCUUUCUGUGCAUCGCGGGCUCAGGAUGGCAGCUUCUCUGCUUAGGGAGGAUGGUAGUGGGGAGCUUCAGCUUCUGACGGCCCCAUUGAAGUCUAUUGAUAGUUUGAUGUUGUUUGAUAGGCCAAAGUGCAGCUUGAGAGCAGAGGAUGUUGCUUUGCUAUCUUCUUCUUCGUCUUCUUCUUCUAGUGGGCCUGUGGACUUGGAUGCUGGACUUUGUGAUUUGGAUAGUCGGAUAAGAGAGCGACUAUCGGAACUUUCUUGCAGUUACUGCUCAGAGCCUCUGCCCAACUUACAUUAUCAGUCGCAGAGGGAGGCGGAUAUCGUCCUUUGCUCCGAUUGCUUCCAUGAUGCGAAAUAUAUUACUGGGCACUCAAGUUUAGAUUUUGUGAGAGUGGAUACAAAGAGAGACACAUCAGAUUCUGACGGGGAUAACUGGACUGAUCAGGAAACAUUGCUGCUACUAGAGGCCUUAGAAAAGUAUAAUGAUAACUGGAAUGAAAUUGCUGAACACGUCGGCACCAAGUCAAAGGCACAAUGUAUACUUCAUUUUAUUCGUCUUCCAAUGGAGGAUGGUUUGUUGGAGAACAUUGGAUUUCGACAGUUGCCUGUCCCUUCGAAAGGACAACAUAGAGAAAAUCUGUCCACAAUUUCUAAUAGUGAUACCUCAGGUGUUCAUUCAGGGAACCAACUUCCUUUUGCUGAUUCUGCUAAUCCAGUAAUGUCCCUGGUUGCCUUUUUGACCUCUGCAAUUGGACCAAGAGUUGCUGCAGCUUGUGCAAAUGCUGCAUUAUCUGUGCUGACUAAAGGUGAUUCCAGGUCGAGCUCUGAGAGCAAUCAUGCGGAAGCUGUUACUCAUGGGGCUAACGCAAAUUCAUGCAAUCAGAAUGAUGGAAAUCCAGAAGAUCAAAUACCUUAUUCUAGAGGAGAUGCCAAUUCUCCUCUUUCUCUGGAACGUGUAAAAUACGCAGCAAUGUGUGGUCUAUCUGCAGCUGCUAUGAAGGCGAAACUGUUUGCAGACCAAGAAGAGCGUGAAAUUCAGAGACUGGCCGCGACUAUUAUAAAUCAUCAGUUAAAGAGGUUGGAGUUAAAGCUGAAGCAGUUUGCUGAGGUGGAAACCCUGCUGCUGAAGGAAUGCGAUCAGGUAGAGAGAGUGAGGCAAAGGCUUUCUGCUGAACGGGUGCGAAUGAUGUCAGCCCGCUCUGGAUUUCCAGGAAGCGCUUUUCCACCACAACAACCAGCAGCAGCUGCGGCAGCAGCAGGUGCUGCAAAUUCAAAUCCUAAUCCUCAUCCUCGACAGCCACCUAUACCCGGUUCAGUCGGACCGACUAACAUUCCAAAUCCUUAUGGCAAUAAUCUAGCUGGACAUUCUCCAAUCCAAUUCAUGCAGCGACAACAAAUGCUUUCUUUCGGACCCCGCUUACCUCUCUCGGCAAUCCAGCCAUCGCCCUCGGCCUCUUCACCCAAUGUUAUGUUUAAUUCCGGCAUGCCUGCUAAUUCCAUGAACCCUAAUCACCAUCCACUAUUGAGAUCUGCAUCUGGGAACAAUUCAAAUGUUAGUUAGCAUGAAAGAACUGUUGAAUUGUAUUAAAUUUUUUUAGUGGCCCAUUUGUAAUGUAAUUGCACCAUAGUUGGUGAUUUUAGAAAUAUAAUUAGUUGGAAGUUUGUAACCAUGUUCUUUUGGUUAUCUAGGUAGAAAAAUUAGAUGAGCAACUUGAUGGUGCACUUUUAUGGCUGGGCAGUUGAGAAAGUUUUACAAUAAUGUCACAGGUGAUUGAUAAA
Molecule: messenger RNA, 2723 nt
Organism: Ananas comosus (pineapple)
Lineage: Eukaryota; Viridiplantae; Streptophyta; Magnoliopsida; Poales; Bromeliaceae
Product: SWI/SNF complex subunit SWI3C
Exons: 9
Coding region: 124-2505 (793 amino acids)
Molecular function (GO): zinc ion binding; protein binding
Source: RefSeq, a predicted model, not a curated record